This is a messenger RNA of Blepharisma stoltei, 2466 nucleotides long. The record is from the annotation of a GenBank genome assembly. NCBI's taxonomy places the organism in Eukaryota, Ciliophora, Heterotrichea, Heterotrichida, Blepharismidae.
AUGAACAAAGAAGAGCCUCGAGCUUUCAAAGUUUACGUUAGAAUCCGUCCUCCAUCAGAAAGAGAGCUUCUCCUAAAACAAAUAUCUUGCGAGCACUAUCUUCGGGUCCAAGAUGAAGUGGUAAAACCUCCAUAGAUUUGGAUAAAAGAACAACGGAGCUCCCUGGCAAAAGAAUACAGCUAUAGUUUUGAUGGAGUUUUCACAGAGUCUCACAAUAACUCAAUAGUCUAUACAGAUUCAGUUAGCUUGCUAGUCAGCCAAGUUCUACAAGGAUUUAAUGCUACAACGUUUGCAUAUGGGACAACCGGUGCAGGUAAAACUCAUACAAUGUUUGGUAAUAUGAUGCUUGAAGGGGUAACAGAAUCAGGAAUCCUAUAUUUAGCUUUAGAAGACUGUUUUUCACAAAUAAAUGCAAAGAGAUCAGAUUUUAUAUUGAAAUUAAGCUAUUUAGAAAUUUAUAACGAGCACGUUAUUGACCUGCUAGACUCCACAGGAAAGUCGAACAAUUUACUUAUUGUGGAAGACCCAAUAAAAGGUAUUGUGGUGCCUGAGUUAUUAGAAUACCAGAUCAGCAAUUUGCAGGAUGCCCAUGAAUUGAUUGUAAAAGGAAACCAGCAGAGAACGAUGGCCUCUACAGCGAUAAAUCAAUUUUCAACCAGGUCGCAUGCUGUGCUGAGGAUUACAAUAGAGCAAAGGGCAAGAGAAAGAAAUAUUAUAGAAGAAGUGGCUAAUUCAAAACUUUCGUUAAUAGAUCUAGCUGGCAGUGAAAGAGGAGCAGCUACUGAGAACCGUGGACAAAGAAUGGUAGAAGGCGCUAAUAUAAAUCGGUCCUUAUUAGCUCUUGGAAAUUGCAUCAAUAUUUUAACUGACUCAAAAAAUAAAGGAAAAUACGUCCCUUAUCGAGAUUCCAAGCUGACAAGAAUCCUUAAAGAUUCACUGGGAGGAAACACCAAAACAAUAAUGAUCGCGUGUAUUUCGCCUUCUAUAAUUCAGUUUGAAGAAACUAUGAAUACCCUAAAAUAUGCAGAAAGAGCUAGGAAUAUAAAAAAUGAUGCAGUCAGAAAUAUAAAAGAAGUAGAAGCACAUGUUUCUGAAUAUAAAGAAAUAAUACAAUCUUUAAGGCAAGAAAUAGAGUUUCUAAAAGUCCAGCUAAAUAGGCAGGAAGAAUCAUCUCCAAAGCAGUCAUUCCAGACUGAGCAGACAAGUGCGAAAUCUCCUAUCAAAAGAGUCAGAACCCAAGCUGAAAAUUCUAAUCUUAACUUGGACGAUUCAGAAUUUGACGUCUUUUCUAAGCGCUUGCUAGAUAACUUUGAAGAGCAUUGAGAAAUAAAAAACAGCAUAAAAGAAAUUGAUAUGCUGAACCAAGAAAACAACGCAAAGCUAAAACAAUAUAUAGGGCAGUCUGAAUCAGGAAUUUCCAAUAGGAAUAUGAGGGAGUUCAGAAAUGAGCUUCAAGCUCUUCAACAAAAUAUAAAAGAAAACGAGGAUAUGAGAAAUGAACUAUUAGAAAGCUUAUAUUCUAAUUUAAAAGUCAAGACUGAGCUGCAAAAUUCUAUAGGUAAUAUGAAAGUUGACAAAAAAAGAGAAAUUCUUGAGCUCCAAAUUGCGCUGAGAAACUUAAAGCUGGAGAAGCUUGAUCUGCAUAUACAAAAUACACAAAUAAAACAAGAAGCUUUAAAGGUAAAACAAGAAAGUGAAGCGAAAGACAAAAUAAUUUCUCAAAUGAAAAGUGAAUUGGAUACGAUGAAAAAGCAGCUCACAAAACAAGCUGCCCUGCCUCGUAGGAAAGAUAUCUAUCAUAGUGCUUCUACAAAUUCAUUCCACAAAGCAGAAGACUACCCAAAGCUCCAAAACGACUUAUCGCAAGAAUUUGUGACAAGCUUUGGAUAUGUCUCAUCCCCCAAAACACAAAAAAUAAUAAAACUUUCAGGUCUUGACGAAGCUCGAAGGGCACGAAAACUUGAGCUCCAAAGCUUGUCUUCUUCAAAAAAGAAUAUAAAACACCAAAACAGCUACAUUCCUAACCAUCCUGGAGAUAUUGAUGAAGUUCCUGACAAAAAAAUAGAAGUAAUUCGGUCUUCUUCAGUAUCUGGAAGUAGACCAAUGAGCUCUAAGUUGGAUUCUAGUAAAAAUUCAAAAAAGGGAACAGUGGUUCAUACCUCGGUUAGAGGGGUUUUCAGUAAUUUGCAAAAAGCAAAUGAGAGGUUUUUGAGUGCUGACAGAAGAAGGGCUACUCCUAAAGAGGAAAGGCCAAAAGCAGAAGACACAAAAAUUAUUACGAUUGCUAAAGAGAAAACUGGGAAAGAUAUAAAGAAAAAAGAAGAGGUGACGAAAAUGAAUUUGAGCAAGCUGGCAAAAAGCUUGAACCAGAGGAUUUUGACAGCUGAGGAAGCAGCGGAAAUUGUGAGGCAGCAAUGGAGGAAAAAGCCAACACCACUUGUGAAAAUAUCGCUGUCAAAAAUGUAA